AGCGCCGCUUCCUCCCUCAGGGACCCCCAGUUCCAUGUGGGGCCACUUCAACGCACAUGGUCCUGCAAAUAGCGGCCUCCAGCAACAACAGCAACAGCAGCAGCAGCAGGGAGCGCCAUCGGGAACAGCAUUUCCGUACAACUACGGCCAAGGUGCCUUCAUGGGCAGUAGCAGUAGCAGCACUAACGGUGGCGGCAGCGGCAGUGGCAGCAACAUGGGCUAUGGCUACAACGGUGCCAGUGGCGGUGGAAGCGGCGGUGUCGGCUUUGGCGGUCCCGCUGCUGCCGCUGGUUCGGUUGGUCGCUUUGAGCGGAUGUUCAGCCUGCCUGUGGAGGGGUGCAGGCUGCUAGCGCUCGACGUGCCGGGAUCUCGGGUUUUGGUUUCGGAGACUAAGGGGGCUGGCAUGGGCAGUUCCUUCAUCCGAAAAAUCAGCCUAUAUGCGCCGGAGUGCAACACCCGCAUCCACCUGCCAGCCAACACCAGCCUCGUCUGCGACAUGCAACUCCAACCGACGUCAACCACCUCAUCAACCACCGCACCCUUCCCCCCCGGUUCUUCUUCAACCAGCAACAGCUGCCUAGCCGCCGUCGCAACCUGGGGCGCCGGGCUGUGCCUCGUCUGCCCGCGUUCCGAAGCCGUCGUGGCUGCCUUCACCGGUCUGCCGUACCGCCCCUGCAGCUGCAGCUGGGUGCCGUACAACGAGCACCUUUUAGUAGCAGGGCUGGAGAAAGGCCACCUAGCCCUGCUGGACAAUCGCCGUACGGACCGCACCUUGGCGGUGCUAGCAGCGCUGAAAGACGCGCCGCGAGGUGCCGCGAACAUGCCGGUGCGGAAUGUGGCCGCGCUGCCCCUGACGGCACCAGGAGCAGCGGCAGCGGGAGGAGCAGACGGCGGUAACCCGACGCCGUUGACUGGCGCCGUCUCUGGGGAUGGUGUCCGUAGCGGCGGAGGCGUCGUGUGGCCGCAUGCGGCGCUGUCGUGCCCUGGAGGUGCAUGGCUGAUGGUUGGCGGGUCGGCCGGCGAUGCGGAGGACCACCCUGGUGUUGGUGGGUCGUUAAGAGGAGCAACAACGUCAGCAGCGGCCGCCCCUACCUUUGGCACGCUUUUGUCGCUGGACGGAGGUUUCGGAGCGGGAAGCAUGAACGUGGAAUCCAUGGCGGUGUUUCACCAGGCGACCGGGGGUUGGUACGGCUGGGGCGGCGGCAGCGGCGUCGGAAUGGCGAGCGCAGACGGUGUCGGUCAGCCUCAGCAGUCCUGGCGAGUGGCGCUGUCGUGGACACCGAAAGCAAGCGGACGCUUGGGUGGUAUUGGUGCGGGGGGGCCACGUCAUGAAGUGGGCAUCAUGCGGCUUGAUGCGCAAGCGCCGUACGUGCAUGAGGCCACGGUGAGCCUCUACUCCCGGCGUGGAGACCCCAAGGUCCGCAGCUGCCUGCUGCCCGCAUCCGCCUCCCAUGCACCCUCCCACCACCGCAACCCCAUGCAACCGCACCAGCAGCCCCGGGAAGCGGGAGGCGGCCUGCUCCUAGCGUCAAGCGACGACGUGACCCACGAGCCCCUCAUCUAUGCCCUCAACUCGAGU
This is a messenger RNA of Astrephomene gubernaculifera, 1579 nucleotides long. NCBI's taxonomy places the organism in Eukaryota, Viridiplantae, Chlorophyta, Chlorophyceae, Chlamydomonadales, Astrephomenaceae. The record is from the annotation of a GenBank genome assembly.